Molecule: messenger RNA, 1216 nt
Organism: Chaetomium fimeti
Lineage: Eukaryota; Fungi; Ascomycota; Sordariomycetes; Sordariales; Chaetomiaceae
Exons: 2
Coding region: 290-937 (215 amino acids)
Source: RefSeq, a predicted model, not a curated record
UGCAGCGGCCUAUCGUGGGUUGGGGUGAAAGGCCUGGGCCUACUUGACAAUCCCUGGCUCAGCUUCUCCAAGCCGGACGACAGUGUUCCGGUGGUUCGCAUCCUAUCAGCCGUCCAGCCGGGCUCUCGCCACAUUCUGGGCGUGGUGUAACGUUGACGAAUCAAGGGUUCAGUAAUCAAGGUGAUGGUGAUGACGGCCGGCAGGAAACAUUCAAAAACCGCGGAAGAAACCGCUCACGAUCCCCCCUCAGCUUGCCAACCACACUGACCAAGCUCCCAAGCCACCUGUGAUGGCCCUUUCCCCGGCCAAUCCUCCCGCUCGACGGCCCGAAGUUAUGAUUCCCUGGGGCCACCCUAGCUUCACCCGAGCGUUUGUGGAUGUAUCCCCACCCUGCAAGGCGCAUCAUCAACCCAGCGUGUCAAUACCGAUGCGUUCAUACCAUGGCCGGCGAGAUCGGCCCGGGGAUCUGAGGUACGUGAAGUCGGGGACGCAGGAUGAUGACAUGCAGGAAAGCCACAAGCAUCAUUCCUGUCCUGUAUUUCCAGAUCGAGUAGUGAGAAUCAAGUGUGCCACCCCAGUCUCCUCGUUUGGUCACACCAAUGGGGCCUCACGGAUAGCGCUGCAGGCAAGCGGACAGCUCACUUCCGUCAACCAUCCCGUUGGUCAGGUGGGACUCGCGGGAGGAUCCGGUAUUCCUAAAAGGGAUCCCAACGUCGAUUUGGGACUCGACGGCAGAUUUGAGGUAGAAAUCCGGAUGCCGAUUACACCACUUCGAGUUGGGCAUGGGUCACUCGGGUGCGAAACCCGGCGCCAUGUUUCUCGCCGUGGUAAUACAUAUGUGCCAAUCAUGCUUAUUUUGACGGAUGGGUGUGGCAGUCCUGGUGCCUCUAGAACAGCUGACCAAGCAAAUGAUCUCCUUGGGUCAUGUAAACGGUAAGCCAUGCACCCAAAACAUGAGGCCCACGCUCUUGCCGGUCUCCCGGUUGGUCUUGCGUCAGCGCCUCGACGUUAGUGCCAGACACGCCAUCGUGUCGGUUGACGGAGAUCGACAAUCCCCGACGCUAUCUGUCCGCUCGCCCAUGAGGAAUGUUAAAGUCGGAGUGGAUUGAGGCCGUCAGGGACCCAUCCUACAAGCAUGAUACCGGUGAGUGAGGCUGCGGUGGCGUCACUAUCCCGAGUCCAAGGGUGUCAAUGAGGAAACGCGGCAAUGGGCUGG